GGAGUCACUCCGCAUCCGCGGGCGCCCUGCCACCAUGGUUUUUAAUUUGGCUACCGUUCCCGAGUCCUUGUCCCGCCUGAUAAUCACCCCCAAACAACUCAGGAGGCCCUCGGUCAGGCGGGACCUGGGCUCUGAGUUAGAGGCUGUUGCCAAGGCGACCGCCCUCGCGAGCUUGGACUUCCGGCGCGAUCGGUUAGACAGCGGGCCAGACCUCGGCUUCCGGUGCUACCCCCCGCAGAUUUGCUUCCUCCGGCCCCUGCGGCCUGCGACCCCGCAGACGCGGUUCAGGUGUAGCUUGGUCCGCAGGGCGGGCGCCGAGGGAGCCCCCGACCCACGCCCGGGAUCCCAAGCUUCUGACAAGACCAAGAGAAAGAUGAGCCACUUACAUGAUUAUCUGAAGAAAAAGUUCAUGACAGACCAGCUGAGAAAGAUGCUGCGUUGGAGACGGGAAUCCCUGAGCACGCAGCAGUACUUGGACAGCCAACGGAUCUUGAAACUCCAGGCUAAGGUGGCAAGACAGCCACCAUAA
Nannospalax galili (Upper Galilee mountains blind mole rat) is the source of this 529-nucleotide messenger RNA. It is a transcript of the gene CUNH5orf52, whose product is annotated as chromosome unknown C5orf52 homolog. Bases 35 to 529 code for a protein of 164 amino acids. Lineage: Eukaryota; Metazoa; Chordata; Mammalia; Rodentia; Spalacidae. The transcript is spliced from 2 exons. The record is from RefSeq and is a predicted model, not a curated record.